AUGCAGCGCACUGACGUUAAAUCGAAGUACAAGUCGCUCGUGCGCAAGCGGUGGCAACUUAUGGGGGCGCUUGCUGGGCACCUGGAUGGCCCAGACCUGUGCGACCCUAUUACAGCUGCACGCACCGUAGAGGAGCUUUCUGAAGUCUCCCUUACUCUUGACCAGCUCACUGACGAGCUCCAUAGCAUUGUCGAGCAGCUAGCUCAACUGAAGAGCCUGCGUGACGUGCACUCCGCCAGUGCCCUUGCUAUGGCUUUGAGGAAGGUCAACGCGACCUUCCUCAAACAGGUCUCCGAAUCCCAGAAACUCCGAGAUCAAAUCGAGUCAAUGGAGGCCGAAAGAGAUGAGGCGUGGAAACAAGCAGAGGAUAUUGCUCAGGACUUUGAUAACCUUACGGAUCAGGUGAUGGAGAGUCGCGGGGAGCAAGCCGAAGGGAUACCAGUGUCGAGGCCGUCAAGUAGACGAUCUGCGCGAGUUUCGGCUGUUCGGAAGUCAAGUAUACGUCAGUCUAAAGCAGGCUUGCGGUCGGUUAGCAAGCAUCGAAGCCGGCAUUCUUCUGUCAGUAGCUCGGGUACUCGCACAAGCCUGAUGAUGUCAAUGUCUCCCAGCUCAGACGGCAUUCCUCCGGUUCCGCCGUUGCCUUUACACGCACCCCUUGGCAUUGUCACGUCGAACUUGUCUGGCCGCAGCUCUCUAGCUGGCUCCACUUCCAAUACAUCAGUUUCCGGUGCUCGCGCGUUGGCGCAAGCUCAGAGAGAGCUGUACGAAAUGCUGGGUCUAACUCUUCAAGACACUCCUCGCGAAGCGUAUUCCAGGCCUCGCUCUGUGUCUGGGCUGCUUGAUUCCAGGCGUAUGUCUCUUAGCCCGAGACCAAUGUCCGAUGUGAUUGCCACACGACCUCGUGCUCGAGAAAAUAGAGCUAUCCACAGUGUGCUCUAUGAUGACGUGCGUCUGUCUAUCACUCUAUGA
Suillus paluster is the source of this 969-nucleotide messenger RNA. RefSeq lists its product as uncharacterized. Lineage: Eukaryota; Fungi; Basidiomycota; Agaricomycetes; Boletales; Suillaceae. The record is from RefSeq and is a predicted model, not a curated record. The transcript is spliced from 2 exons. The coding region runs from base 1 to 969 and encodes 322 amino acids.